GCCAUUGACUACGAUGGCCUUGAGUGCCCGAACAACUCGCCGGUUGGAUGCGCCGCCAGCGUCGCAGGCUUCAUCACGUCCAUCAGCUGGAUCGCCUCGUACCUCUCCUUUGCGGCGAACGCCUGUGGCCAGGCCGUCAACAACGGUGCGUUGUGCGCUGGCGACUUCACAGCUCUCAUGGCCAACUUCGGCGAGAUCGCCACCGUGGGCGCCGCUGCCCGGGCGGACUGCAACUUCGGCAAGAAUGCCCUCCAGAUCCUCACGCGCACGGAGACGAUCUCCCCUCCCUGGAAGGAGUUCGUCCCGGCAGGAGCUUCGCCGGCGGUCGACAAGGCCUUGAAGGUCAAGGGCCACAAGGACCAGCAGCGCAAUCGUGACUACGACAUCGUGCAGUGCGCCGUGGACGUCACCAACUCCGCUUCCUACAUCGUCCGAGUCAUCCUCCAGAUUCGUGCCGCGGGCAGCGCUUGUGCCGACCCGAAGUCCUGCGCUGUUGGCAUCAUGAACAUCAUUUCCUCCUUUGCUUGGAUCUCCCAGUUUACGGCCCUCGCCGUCUCGGACUGCCAAGUGGGUGCCGACCAGAAGGCCCUGUGCACUGCAGACAUCUCCGACAUGGUGGCCGCGCUCACCAACGGCCCGGCUGCCGGCAUCGCCUCCACUUCGGAUUGCGCCGACCUUUAA
Symbiodinium sp. CCMP2456 is the source of this 681-nucleotide messenger RNA. The record is from the annotation of a GenBank genome assembly. Lineage: Eukaryota; Dinophyceae; Suessiales; Symbiodiniaceae.